Molecule: messenger RNA, 3183 nt
Organism: Nanorana parkeri
Lineage: Eukaryota; Metazoa; Chordata; Amphibia; Anura; Dicroglossidae
Gene: CBLB
Product: Cbl proto-oncogene B
Exons: 18
Coding region: 268-3114 (948 amino acids)
Biological process (GO): cell surface receptor signaling pathway; negative regulation of epidermal growth factor-activated receptor activity
Cellular component (GO): plasma membrane; membrane raft
Molecular function (GO): receptor tyrosine kinase binding; SH3 domain binding; calcium ion binding
Source: RefSeq, a predicted model, not a curated record
CCACCUCCUCCUCCACCACCACCUCCUCCUCCUCUGGUGAUCUCACCAGCUCAGCCUGCGGCUCCGAUGAGCAGGGAAAAGAGGGGACAGAGAGUUAGUAAAGCCCGACAGCAGCGGCUGGAGUGAGAGGGGCAAACACGGCCAGUCCUGGGUGGUGGAUACCCAGCGGGCACUUGUGCACGGAGCUCCGCACAGCCCCGUCCUUUGUGUCCUUGUGGAAAUUCAGCCUGCGGCCGCCUCUCAUUCUCCUCUCCUGCCUCUAUAGCCAUGGCCAGCAGCAGCAGCAGCAGCAGUAGUCCUAGCAGCAGCGCCCUAACCGGGCGUCUCCCGGGGGCCCGGACCGCGAACCCCCGCAAGGGCCGCAUACUGGGCUUGAUCGAUGCCAUCCAGGAUGCUGUGGGACCCCCCAAACAGGCGGCGGCCGACAGGAGGACGGUGGAGAAGACCUGGAAACUGAUGGACAAAGUGGUAAGAUUAUGCCAAAGCCCCAAACUUCAGCUGAAGAACAGCCCUCCAUAUAUACUUGAUAUUUUGCCUGACGCAUAUCAACAUCUAAGACUUAUUUUGAGCAAGUACGAUGACAAUCAAAAGCUUGCACAGCUCAGUGAAAAUGAAUAUUUUAAAAUCUACAUUGACAGUCUAAUGAAGAAAUCGAAAAGAGCAAUAAGACUCUUCAAGGAAGGAAAAGAGAGAAUGUAUGAAGAGCAGUCACAGGAAAGGAGAAACCUUACGAAGCUGUCCUUAAUAUUUAGCCACAUGUUGGCAGAAAUUAAAGCAAUAUUUCCCAACGGACAGUUUCAAGGGGAUAACUUCCGUAUAACAAAAGCAGAUGCUGCAGAGUUCUGGAGAAAGUUCUUUGGAGAAAAAACCAUCGUGCCAUGGAAAGUAUUUAGACAGUGCCUUCAGGAAGUCCAUCAAAUCACAUCUGGAUUAGAAGCAAUGGCUUUGAAAUCUACCAUUGAUUUGACAUGCAAUGAUUACAUUUCAGUUUUUGAAUUUGAUAUUUUUACAAGACUUUUUCAGCCCUGGGGCUCCAUAUUAAGGAACUGGAACUUUUUGGCAGUGACUCACCCUGGCUAUAUGGCAUUUUUAACAUAUGACGAGGUCAAGGCACGUUUACAAAAGUACAGCACUAAACCAGGAAGCUAUAUUUUUAGGUUAAGUUGCACAAGACUGGGACAAUGGGCUAUAGGAUAUGUGACUGGUGAUGGGAAUAUUCUGCAGACAAUACCUCAUAACAAACCAUUGUUUCAAGCUCUUAUUGAUGGCAGUCGAGAAGGAUUCUAUCUCUAUCCUGAUGGAAGAAGUUAUAAUCCUGAUUUGACGGGUCUGUGUGAACCAACACCACAUGAUCACAUAAAGGUUACCCAGGAACAAUAUGAAUUGUACUGUGAGAUGGGCUCUACUUUUCAGCUGUGUAAAAUCUGUGCAGAAAAUGACAAGGAUGUCAAGAUAGAGCCUUGUGGCCAUUUGAUGUGUACCUUCUGUCUAACAUCUUGGCAGGAAUCCGAUGGUCAAGGCUGUCCUUUCUGUCGAUGUGAAAUCAAGGGCACUGAACCAAUUAUAGUUGAUCCUUUUGAUCCAAGAGACGAGAACAGGAUCUGCAGUCUAGACAGUUUAGGUACUCCAAUACUGGAUUUCGAUGAGGAGGAUGAGAGGGAAGAAUGCUUGAUAAUGAACAGACUGGCCUCUGUGAGGAAGAUGAUUGAUAGACAGAAUUCACCAGUGACCUCACCAGGUUCUUCUCCACUUUCACAAAGGAAAAAAACAACGCCUGAUCUAUUAGUGCCACAUCUGAACCUUCCACCGGUUCCUCCUCGACUAGAUCUUAUUCAGAAAGGAGGAGCACGCUCACCUUGUGCCAGUCCAACAGGGUCACCAAAGUCUUCUCCAUGUAUGGUUCGAAAGCAGGAUAAACCACUUCCAGCUCCUCCACCUCCUUUAAGAGAACCACCGCCUCCGCCAGAGAGACCGCCUCCAAUCCCACCAGACAGCAGAACAUGUAGACACAUACAUCAUGUGGAAAAUGUGCCUUGUAGAGACCAGCCAAUGCCCCUUGAAGCCUGGUCCCCAAGAGACGUUUCUGGUGCCAGUCAUUUAACUGCAUGUCAUAUUGCACAUGACCGUUCCCCUAAACUUGGAAAGACAGCUAAUUCUAUUUUUAAUGGAAGACACAUGAGACACUUGAGUUCGGAUGGCAGGUUUAUGCACAAACAACAUAAACAUCAUGAUUUACCUUCAGAAAGUGUAAGGGUUUUAUCAAAUGUUUUAAUGGAAGAAUAUGAUGUGCCUCCCAGAAUUUCACCACCUCCUCCAUCUAUUUCUAUUCACCCUGCUAUGAACCCUAAUUCAAAGUGUCCUUUACUGUUACAUUCUCUGUCUGAUAAAAUUAGGAAUUUAACAGAAGAUGAUGAUGGUGAAUACAAAAUCCCUUCUUCUCAUCCUGUACAUUCACGUCCCUUGCCUCUUCACUGCCAUAGUAUAAAGCCUUUCUCUAGGUUGUGUGAAAAUGGACAAUGUUUAACAAAUGGAACCCACGACACAUCAGAGUUGAAAAAAAUGAAGCCUCCAGAUCUGAGUAUGCAUACCACAGGUGAAGAAGCUUUUGACAGCCUUCCUCCUUCACAACCCCCACCUCCACCACCACCUCCAGCACGUGCCUGCGUCACCGAGCAUACAAAAUCCUCCAUGUCGGGAAGCAGACCGAAUUCAGGCGUAGACCUGUUUCUUCCUUCAGUGGGUAAGAUUGACCCGUGUUCAUCCAAAGCUCCUCUACCACCGACUCGAAGAGCACCAAAUGAUGUCAAAAUAAAUAGACUUUCCCAAGAAUAUGAUCACCUACCGGCAUGCUCAGAAUGUCCACAGGCACCAGCCAGACCACCCAAACCACUUCCUCGCAGAACAGGACCUGAGAUUCAUCACAGACGACCUUAUAGUGCUGACUGUUCAGAGAAUGUAGACGCAAAAAUAGCUAAAUUAAUGGGCGAGGGAUUCUCCUUCGAAGAAGUUAAAAGGGCUCUGGAAAUUGCCCAGAAUAAUGUAGAUGUGGCACAGAGCAUACUGAGAGAAUUUGCGUGCUGCCCUCCUCCUGUUUGCCCACGUUUAAACCUAUAACAAAAUGACCUGUCUUUUAGGACCAUAGACGUAAAAAAGAAUGAAUUUAAUUUAUCACCUUAAUUUAAA